Callorhinchus milii (elephant shark) is the source of this 3144-nucleotide messenger RNA. It is a transcript of the gene tubgcp4, whose product is annotated as tubulin, gamma complex associated protein 4. The transcript is spliced from 18 exons. The record is from RefSeq and is a predicted model, not a curated record. Gene Ontology annotation, cellular component: spindle pole; centrosome; gamma-tubulin complex. NCBI's taxonomy places the organism in Eukaryota, Metazoa, Chordata, Chondrichthyes, Chimaeriformes, Callorhinchidae. Bases 118 to 2121 code for a protein of 667 amino acids. Gene Ontology annotation, biological process: mitotic cell cycle; microtubule nucleation; cytoplasmic microtubule organization. Gene Ontology annotation, molecular function: microtubule minus-end binding; gamma-tubulin binding.
GCGGGCGCCGGCGGCUCUCGGACCCGCGUAAUUUUUCUUCGGGUGGCUUUGAGUGGCUCCCGGGGAGGGAGGCGGCAACACCGGCCUCGCCACCGGGCUCUGAGCCGCGGCCGAGAAAUGAUACACGAACUGCUCCUGGCGUUGAGCGGCUACCCGGGCAGCGUCUUCACCUGGAACAAACGCAGCGGCCUUCAGGUAUCACAGGACCUGCCAUUCCUUCAUCCCAGCGAGACCAGUGUUUUAAACCGCCUGUGCAAACUAGGGACUGACUACAUUCGUUUCACAGAAUUUAUUGAGCAGUAUACUGUGAAUGUACACCAACAGGAGCACCACCCCUCCCAGGCGGGCCAGUCUGGAUUACAUGGCAUUUACCUUCGUGCUUUCUGCACCGGGUUAGACUCCAUGUUGCAGCCCUACAGACAGGCACUUCUUGACCUUGAGCAGGAGUUCUUGGCAGAUCCACACCUCUCGGUCUCCCAUGUCAAUUAUUCCUUGGAUCAGUUUCAGCUGCUGUUCCCGUCUGUUAUGGUGGUGGUUGAACAAAUUAAGUCACAAAAGAUACAUGGCUGCCAACUCCUGGAAACUGUUCACAAAUACAGUUGUGGUGGCCUGCCCCCAGUCCGCAGUGCACUAGAGAAAAUCUUGGCAGUGUGUCAUAGCGUUUUCUACAAGCAACUGUCGGCCUGGAUGUUACAUGGACUGUUACUGGAUCGGUACGAGGAGUUCUUUAUCAAACAAGGACCUUCGUCCGGGAACGUGUGCGUGCAGCCAGAGGAUGAAGAGGAAGAAGAUCUUGGAAUUCGAGGCUUAACUGGGAAGCAGUUACGAGAGCUUCAAGACCUGCGUUUAAUUGAAGAGGAGAACAUGCUGGCCACAUCCCUGAAGCAGUUCUCACUGCGUGCGGAGAUGCUACCUUCAUACCUGCCUGUGAGAGUCGCAGAGAAAAUCUUGUUUGUUGGAGAGUCUGUGCAGAUGUUUGAGAAUCAGAAUGUAAAUCAUCCUCGUACAGGAUCAAUUCUGAAAAACCAAGAGGAUAUAUAUGCCGCAGAACUUCACUUGCUCAAACAGCAGCCCCUGUUCAGUCUGGUGGAUUUUGAAAAUCUGAUAGAUCGCAUCCGAAGCACAGUUGCUGAGCAUCUGUGGAAGCUGAUGGUGAAUGAGGCAGACCUGCUGGGACAGCUCAAGAUAAUCAAAGAUUUUUAUUUGCUUGGUCGAGGGGAGCUCUUUCAGGCUUUCUUAGACAGUGCCCAGCAUUUACUGAAGACACCACCAACAGCAGUCACCGAACAUGAUGUCAACGUAGCAUUUCAAAAGUCUGCUCACAAAGUCCUUCUGGAUGAUGACAAUCUUCUUCCACUCCUGCACCUUACCAUCGAUUAUCAUGGCAAGGACCACAAAGAUUCCUCACAAAGCCGAGAUACAGGCCCGCGUGACCCUUCACCUCGCGAGGUCCCCAGUUCAGGCUGGUCAGCUCUGGGACUAUCUUACAAAGUACAGUGGCCUUUGCACAUCCUAUUUACUCCUGCAGUACUGGAGAAAUAUAACAUUGUGUUUAAGUACCUAUUGAGUGUUCGGCGUGUUCAGGCUGAGCUUCAGCACUGCUGGGCUCUGCAGAUGCAGCGGAAACACCUCAAAUCCAACAAGACCGUUGCUAUCAAAUGGAGAUUGAGGAACCACAUGGCAUUUCUUGUGGAUAACCUACAGUAUUAUUUACAAGUGGAUGUCCUAGAAUCUCAGUUCUCACAGCUUCUCCAGCAGAUCAAUUCCACUCGGGAUUUUGAAAGUAUCCGACUGGCACAUGACCACUUCCUGAGUAACCUCCUGGCUCAGUCGUUUAUUCUGCUCAAACCAGUGUUUCAUUGUCUGAAUGAGAUCCUUGAAUUAUGCCAUAACUUCUGUUCCCUAGUAAGUGAGAACCUGGGACCACUAGAUGAUCGAGGUGCCUCACAGUUGCACCUUCUUGUGAAGGGCUUCAGCCGUCAAUCAUCGCUCCUAUUUAAGAUCCUGUCCAGUGUUCGAAAUCACCAGAUUAACUCUGACCUGGCCCAGCUUCUACUGAGACUAGACUAUAACAAAUACUACACACAGGCUGGAGGCACUCUGGGCAGCUUCAGCAUUUGAAUGGCAUGAGAUGGUCACACAUACUCCAGCUGGAGCUGGUAUGCAGCUGUCUGCUCCAGAUAGUACUUUGUGGUGUUACAUGGAUCUUCCAGGCAUCCCCAAUGGCACAAACUCAACCAGCUGUGCUGAAGAUUAAUAGCGGGGACUCCACAGAUUUUGUCCUUCAGUGUUUGUCAGCCCUGACUUUGGUCUCUAUGUUAUAAAGAACAUGAACUGAAUCAGGUACAUUGAAGUCUUGAAUGUCACUGUUUAUCUGCAUGUUAUCAGAUAUACAAAAUCAUACUUUGUGUGUGUUUAUAGUUUAGAUCAGUCUUUAAUCUUGAGCCUUACCAACACUCAUUGUUUAAAAAAAUCACAGGAUCAAUUGGGAGAUGGGGUGGUGGGGGUGCUUUAAAUCUCUCAUGACAGCAGUGGAUGGAGUUUUGCCCGUUUUGAACAGUUUAAUUUUUUAAAUUGUGUUGUACAAUAUGAGAAUAUUGUGGAUAGCAAAACCAGAAGGUUCCAGGUUUGGAUCCUACAACUUAUUGAGAUUAAUGAGGACACGACCAUGUAAGUGGGAUUGAAUUGGUUCCAAAUAGCAUACUCAACUGCAGUAAUUCAAGGCAAUAGGAGUGGAUGACCAGCCUGCUUGGCCCUGCAUUGAGACUUCAACACGUUAAGAGACACAGCCCAAAGAACACAAGUCAAAGCCCUAUCAGGUGGAUAGCCUCCCACACAAUAACCCUGCAGACACUUUGAUUGCAAUUAUUAGUCUCUGCAACACUUGCUUACUGGGCUCCCAGAUUUAGUGUAGUUUUCCCAGUUGUUUUAACAGUCACCAAAGGGAUUGUGCAGGUGUUUUAAGUAUUUCUAAUAGAUUUAAGUAUUUCUUACAUCACUACACCUGCUGCUCACCAGUAACAACAACUUGGAUUUACCAGUACAUCCCAACAGAUAAACUGCACAGAUGUCAUUACAACUACUAUUGUGAAUGAACUACCCAAAGUAAAGCAAAAAAGAGAAAGAAUAAAAAGGUUGACAUUU